This is a messenger RNA of Enterobius vermicularis (human pinworm), 552 nucleotides long. Lineage: Eukaryota; Metazoa; Nematoda; Chromadorea; Rhabditida; Oxyuridae. The record is from the annotation of a GenBank genome assembly.
AUGGCUGGUGCAAACGCACAAACCGUUCCAUUACUUCAUCAGUCGUACAAAAAUCCGAACUUUGCUGGGAAUUUGUUAAAUUCGGACAACAUCUUGGAUUAUUUUUGUGAUCCUGCAAACAUUUUUUACGAUCAGUCAUCUUGUAAUCAGCAAGUGAAAAUGCAGAACUUGAAUCGGCCAUUAAAUGAAUGUCUUCAGUCCAUGAACGGGAUACAGUAUACAUUGGUGGGUUCUAAUCCUCCUUUAUUUGUAAUCAUGAAGCAAAGAAGAAAUAGCCCUACUAAUGUUACUCCUCUCUGCUAUUAUUAUAUUGUCAAUGGAACCGUUUAUCAGUGUCCAGAUUUAUAUACCUUCAUUCAGUCGAAACUGAUUGGUAUUGUACAUCCUUUGCGUCAGGCGCUUGAAACCGACGAGGUUGAGGAAGAAAGUCCAUUGACAGCUAGGAGCACGUAUUACCAACGGACUCGGACAGCACUUAUAAUUCAGGAUCUUUUUAAAAAGUUUCCUCUUCCAGAAGACGUGGUAAGUGGUCCUUUAAUUGGUAGAAAAUAA